AAUAACUAAACCAACCGUUAUCCUCUUUCCUUCCCUGAUGUGUGAAGAGUGAAGAAGCUCUUUAUCCACCAAGUAGUUUUGAUGUUCAUGUUUGAAUUUUCAUUUUUUGCUUUGAGAGGCUGAAAAAUGUGGGCUUACUAUGUUAAUCAUGUCCUCCCCCGCCGUCUUCUGCAAAACCUUUAUCUUUGUUAACCCCAAGCUCAGGCUGCUCAGUCGCAACACCUUCAUUCUGCACAGAAAUUGGUCGACUGCACUGGUGGUUGAUACAAGGCGGUGGAGGUCUGCCGCUGCGGGGCACAUUCCAAAUGCUGGUGGCAAAAGGAAAAGGAAAAGGACUUGGUGGCAAACAUUCUUUUUCGACGACGACGGGAAUUGGCUUGGUUUGAAGGAGGACGACAUGCUGGCGACGGAGGAGGAGGACUUGGAUGGAUCCUCCGCAGCUGCCUCCACGGAAAAAGGUGAAGAAGCUGAGAAAUUUGAGGCGUGGAAGACGAGGGCAGAAGCAAUCGUGGAGCUGAGGGAAGCGCAGCAGGAUUUGACCAACGAGGAGAACCGCAAGUGGGAGGAUUGGUUUGUGGAUUCUAAUUCUAAAUCUACUUCCUUCUGGGAAGCAUCUGUAGAGUCGGAUCCUGCUCAAGAAAGGGGAUUGCUUUACUCUCUCAGCAAUUUCGUCCUCGGAAGGGAAGAAGAUGAUGAUGAGGACAUGCUCUAUGAAGACCGUGUUUUUCGCUAUGCCUCACUCAAUUCGGCUAAAUUUUUAGCAGUAUUAAUAAUCAUACCCUGGGCCUUGGAUUUUGUGGUUCACGACUAUGUUCUGAUGCCCUUUUUAGACAGAUAUGUGAAGACCGUACCACUUGCAGCACAGUUGCUUGAUGUCAGAAGAAAUCAAAAGCUCCAAAUGAUUGAUGAAUUAAAAAUGGAGAGAGCAAGAUUUCAUCUUGAGAUGGAGAUUGGUAAAUCUCCACCGCUUUCUGAUGACGAGGUUUGGUGGGAGUUGCGGCAUAAAGCAUUAGAGCUGAGAGAUGAAUGGAGAUUAGAGAAUCGUAAAGCAUUUGCCAACAUAUGGUCAGAUAUGAUAUUCGGGAUCUCAUUAUUCAUUCUUUUAUACAGCAAUCAGAAUAAAUUACUGUCACAAGGAGCUUACUUGUUUUCAUGGAGACAAUUUUGUUUCUUAUUUAAGAUGUCUGCACAGGUAGCAUUGGUGAAGUUUACUGGUUAUAAGAUCAUAAAUAAUAUUUCAGAUACCGGGAAGGCAUUUCUAAUUAUACUUAUCACAGAUAUUUUUUUAGGGUAUCAUUCUGAGUCUGGUUGGCAAACAUUGUUAGAAAUUUUUGUUGAGCAUUAUGGGCUUGAGGUUGAUCAGUCAGCCGUAACCUUUUUCAUUUGCCUGAUUCCAGUCAUCAUGGAUGCAUGUGUCAAACUAUGGCUGUUUAAAUUCCUUCCAAGAUUAUCCCCAAAGGUGACAAACAUAUUCCGGGAAAUGAAGCGUCACUAGUAAAAUUCUUCAUCUGGAUUUUCUCUGGCAUCUAAGAGAAUUUGGAGCAAGGUAGCAUGUACCAGGAAGAUUACUUUUUUUUUUUUUUUUCUGUCCUUGAUUUAUCAUAUAUACAGGUUUAGGACAUCGUAGUUGUUGGGAUAUCAUUCAUUCAUACCCAUAAAUGAUAAAUGUGGUAUAAAAACAGCAGAAGAUGUUGAUACAUAGUACGUACGAUCAAAUCUACAUAUAUGCUUCAGUUUUGAAAUUUGUAUAUGUUAGUACCUGGCAUGCGGAGCAAGGCUCCAAGCUGAACAGGAGAGAAUUCAACUCAACAGUUGUCUACUUCAAUCUACAAGGAAGGAAUUGCUUGUAGAUUGAAUUCAACGAAUACAAAAGCAAUUCUUGAAUUU
This is a messenger RNA of Malus domestica (apple), 1887 nucleotides long. RefSeq names its product protein DAY-LENGTH-DEPENDENT DELAYED-GREENING 1, chloroplastic. The record is from RefSeq and is a predicted model, not a curated record. Lineage: Eukaryota; Viridiplantae; Streptophyta; Magnoliopsida; Rosales; Rosaceae. Gene Ontology annotation, cellular component: membrane.